GGCGGUCGCGUGACGGGCCGGCCGGGCGCUGCUCGCCAAGAUGGCGGACGAGGAGGGCGAAGGGCCGCCGCGCUCGGCCGCCGCGCCGCACCGGAACGGCGGCGGUGAGGGGGCCCCGGCGGGGCCGGGCGGCCCCCGCGUGGUCCGCAUCGUCAAGUCGGAGUCCGGUUACGGCUUCAACGUGCGCGGCCAAGUGAGCGAGGGCGGCCAGCUGCGGAGCAUCAACGGCGAGCUGUACGCCCCGCUGCAGCAUGUCAGCGCCGUGCUGGGCGGCGGGGCGGCCGACCGCGCCGGGGUGCGCAAGGGGGACCGCAUCCUGGAGGUGAACGGGGUGAACGUCGAAGGAGCAACACACAAGCAAGUGGUGGACCUGAUUCGUGCAGGAGAGAAGGAGUUAAUUCUGACGGUGCUGUCCGUGCCUCCCCACGAGGCAGAUAAUCUGGAUCCCAGCGAUGACUCUUUGGGGCAGUCAUUCUACGACUACACGGAAAAACAAGCUGUGCCCAUCUCCAUCCCCACGUACAAGCACGUGGAGCAGAACGGCGAGAAGUUUGUGGUCUACAAUGUUUACAUGGCGGGCCGCCAGCUCUGCUCGAAGCGGUACCGGGAGUUUGCCAUCCUGCACCAGAACCUGAAACGGGAAUUUGCCAACUUCACUUUUCCGCGUCUCCCGGGGAAGUGGCCGUUCUCUUUGUCAGAGCAGCAGCUGGACGCCCGGCGGCGAGGGCUGGAGGAGUACCUGGAGAAAGUGUGCUCGAUACGUGUCAUUGGGGAGAGCGACAUCAUGCAGGAGUUCCUGUCCGAGUCGGAUGAGAAUUACAACGGCGUCUCGGACGUGGAGCUCCGAGUGGCGUUACCAGAUAUAACAACAGUGACAGUCAGAGUCAAAAAGAACAGCACCACAGACCAGGUGUACCAGGCUGUGGCUGCGAAGGUCGGAAUGGACAGUAUUACCGCAAACUACUUCGCCUUGUUUGAAGUGAUCAAUCACUCCUUCGUGCGCAAACUGGCGCCCAAUGAAUUUCCCCACAAACUCUACGUGCAGAACUACACCUCGGCGGUGCCGGGAACGUGCCUGACCAUCCGAAAAUGGCUCUUCACUACAGAGGAGGAGGUUCUUCUCAAUGACAAUGACCUGGCGGUCACCUACUUCUUCCACCAGGCUGUUGAUGAUGUCAAGAAAGGCUACAUCAAAGCGGAGGAGAAGUCCUACCAGUUACAGAAGCUGUGUGAGCAGAGAAAGAUGGUCAUGUAUUUAAACAUGUUACGGACGUGUGAGGGUUACAACGAGAUCAUCUUCCCCCAUUGCUCCUGCGACUCUCGGCGGAAGGGACAUGUCAUCACAGCCAUCAGCAUUAAGCACUUUAAACUCCACGCCUGCACGGAGGAGGGCCAGCUGGAGAACCAGGUAAUAGCAUUCGAAUGGGACGAAAUGCAGCGGUGGGACACGGACGAGGAGGGAAUGGCGUUUUGUUUCGAAUACGCACGAGGAGAGAAGAAACCCCGAUGGGUUAAAAUCUUCACCCCCUACUUCAACUACAUGCAUGAAUGCUUCGAACGGGUUUUCUGCGAGCUCAAGUGGAGGAAGGAGGUGGAGGAGGAAGCAACAGACAAGGAUAACAAGAACUGCAGCAAAGACAGUAUGUGCAGCGAGAAUAUCUUUCAGAUGGUCAGGUCACAGCAGAGGGACGCGGCCACUUAGCCCCUCGCCACGGAAGAACGUAACCCCCCCCUCCCCCAAUUAACACUUAUAAUUCUGUUAUUGUAUUAAAGCCCUUAAACUAAAUAUUAUUAAUAAUAAUA
Tyto alba (common barn owl) is the source of this 1803-nucleotide messenger RNA. RefSeq names its product sorting nexin 27 (gene SNX27). Gene Ontology annotation, molecular function: protein binding; phosphatidylinositol-3-phosphate binding. Gene Ontology annotation, cellular component: early endosome. Bases 41 to 1702 code for a protein of 553 amino acids. NCBI's taxonomy places the organism in Eukaryota, Metazoa, Chordata, Aves, Strigiformes, Tytonidae. Gene Ontology annotation, biological process: signal transduction; intracellular protein transport. The record is from RefSeq and is a predicted model, not a curated record. The transcript is spliced from 13 exons.